AUGUCCAAUGAUAAUCAAAAACAUUUGGCGAAUGUAUUAGAUAAAUCUCAGUUACAAAAUCUUAAUCUAUUAAUAUCUAAAUUAGAUGAUAAGAUUGUAAAACAAAUAUUAGAUGUUAAACAACUAAUAGAUAAUAUUAAACUAGAUGAUAAGAUAGCAAAACCAAAAUUAGAUGCAAAACAAUUAAUAGAUAAUAUUCCACCAGGUAUAAAUGAAGAUAGAUUACAACAGGAAUUAACUACUCUAGAAACUAAUAUUAAAACUUAUAUUCAACAACAAAUACAAAACAUUGAUGAUGGUGAUAUUCAACAACAGUUAACUAGAAUUAAUAACGAAGUUUAA
Molecule: messenger RNA, 342 nt
Organism: Lottia gigantea (owl limpet)
Lineage: Eukaryota; Metazoa; Mollusca; Gastropoda; Lottiidae
Exons: 2
Coding region: 1-342 (113 amino acids)
Source: RefSeq, a predicted model, not a curated record